This is a messenger RNA of Durio zibethinus, 1002 nucleotides long. Its product is annotated as photosystem I reaction center subunit XI, chloroplastic-like. Gene Ontology annotation, cellular component: photosystem I; chloroplast thylakoid membrane; photosystem I reaction center. The record is from RefSeq and is a predicted model, not a curated record. Gene Ontology annotation, biological process: photosynthesis. Lineage: Eukaryota; Viridiplantae; Streptophyta; Magnoliopsida; Malvales; Malvaceae.
UAUGGAUAAGGGAUAAGAUUUCACACAUCUUCCAUCCAAUCAAAACUAUGCAAAAUUAGCACCUUGCCCUUCGCAGCCACAACUUUCCCACCAAUUGAUACUCCUUGGCCUAUUCAUUCGGAAAAUCUCUUCGCUCAAUCUAUCUGGGCUUGUAUUAGUACAUAAUUCUAUUUCUAGUUUCUCUUCUGAGUUUUUUUGAUUAACAAAAUCAAUCAAUGGCUGCCACUGCUUCUCCAAUGGCCAGUCAGCUCAAAAGCAGCUUUACAUCAUCUGUUACGAGAGGACUGGUAGUCCCCAGGGGCAUUUCUGGAGCUCCAUUCAGAAUGUCAGCCGGCAAGAUCGGGACUACUCGCUUCACUGUUAAAGCUAUUCAAGCAGACAAGCCAACAUAUCAAGUAAUUCAACCCAUCAAUGGUGAUCCCUUCAUUGGAAGCCUUGAGACUCCAAUUACAUCAAGCCCCUUGAUCGCUUGGUACCUGUCCAACCUCCCAGCCUAUAGAACAGCAGUGAACCCACUUCUCAGGGGUAUCGAGGUUGGUCUGGCUCACGGCUUCCUCUUGGUGGGUCCAUUCGUUAAGACUGGCCCUCUAAGGAACACAGCUGUUGCAGCUCAAGCUGGGUCAUUUGCAGCUGCUGGUCUUGUUGUGAUCCUCAGCAUUUGCGCGACAAUGUAUGGCGUUGCAUCAUUCCAGGAAGGAGAGACCUCAACAGCCCCAAGCCUAACCCUGACCGGUAGGAAGAAGGAGCCUGACCAGUUGCAGACUGCGGACGGAUGGGCUAAGUUCUCUGCGGGAUUCUUCUUUGGUGGAAUCUCUGGUGUCAUUUGGGCUUACUUUCUUCUCUAUGUCCUUGACCUUCCUUACUUCUUUAAGUAGAUGAUAUCUAGAUUUUACUUUGUUCUGUUACUAGUUCUUUGUUACUUAAUGUAAAUCCAUGCAUUUUGGCAAUCAAUAUCAACUAUCAAGUGAUUGUCACUCAAUGUUCUUGUUAAGAUAUGUUAUU